Molecule: messenger RNA, 1143 nt
Organism: Dentiscutata erythropus
Lineage: Eukaryota; Fungi; Glomeromycota; Glomeromycetes; Diversisporales; Gigasporaceae
Source: the annotation of a GenBank genome assembly
AUGCAAAGAUAUAUAGUAGCUAGUCGAAUAAAUGUUGCACCUGGUGCAGGUCAGGUUGCUGGAAGAGAAGAGGCAUUUGGAUUGGUAAUAUCAUGUCUUGCGGGCCCUGUAUUGAAUUGGUAUAAUACCCACAUUAAGGGCAAAAAUUGGAGAUGUAAUAAUCUCUCAGAUAACUUAGGUGUAGCUACUUUAACUGCUAUUCGAGCAAUAGGUGCUGGAAAUAGUAGUAAUCAGAUUGGUGGUUUGAAUACUGUAGGUGAAUUUCGUAACAAAGCUGGAGCAGAAAUUGGUAGAAUUGGAGCAGGUGUCGCAACUGUUAAACACUUAAAACAAAUGGCAGUUUUUGGUCAACUCAUGCAAGAAGACAUGGGUGUUGAUGAGUUCUCCACUCGAAUCAAAAAGGUUGGUAAAUUGGCCGGAAUGACACCCGAACAACAAAGAGAGCAAUUUAUUCGUAGCUUAAAUCCUAUGAACCAAUAUAAUAUUCGAAUGAUAGCUAAAUUUGAGGAUACUCAGGAAAAUAUCACAAGAGCCUUAGCUGAAGCGGAAAAAUUUACACUUUCCCAAAGAAAUGCACCAUCUUCUUUUUCUGCUUUUCUGGCAGCCAAUCCCUAUAUAGACACUAACAAAUCAGGAAUGACUAAAACUGAAAUCGUGGAUUUGAUAAAAACUGCAAUGGCAUUCUUAGAGUCUCAAAUGGCUCAACAAAAUGCUGAUUUGCAGUCUACCAUUAAAUCCUUUCAAGAAACUAUGUCUCGAGCGACUAAAACUCUAGAUAAUAAUAAAAAAUCAUCUAAGAAGAGAGCAGAAGAUACUGCCAUUAAUCGCUUUUUGAGUGACUUACUAAGAAAAAAUCAAGGUAAACACUCUGCCGAUGAAUAUGAUCAUGAUCCUAUAGAAGAUAUUUCAGAUAGUUUAGCAGAAUUAACAUUAAAUAGUGUCAUAAAAACUGCUAUUAGACACCCUAUUAAAGCUAAUAUACUGAAUCAAGCGUCUCUAAUCCAGGAAAAGAUAGAAUCUCCAAGCAAUACUUCUCUAAUCACCGAGGUUGUAUCACUAGAUCUAGAUAAGGAAGAAGAUUUGGAUAGUUCGAUGGAGAUUGAUUUCGUUAAGAAGAAGGAGCCAAAAACAAGUGUCGCAACU